Messenger RNA from Triticum turgidum subsp. durum (durum wheat), 429 nucleotides. NCBI's taxonomy places the organism in Eukaryota, Viridiplantae, Streptophyta, Magnoliopsida, Poales, Poaceae. The record is from the annotation of a GenBank genome assembly.
AUGUGCUUCGAGUUCGGCUCGUGUUUCGGCGGCCCAAGGACGGACGACUACGGCGGCGAGCGGCCCAACCGCAACAACGAGCACGGCGGUGGCCGUCAUGGCCGCGACCGGAGAGGGAACCACGGGAGCGCCUACAACGGCGGCGCCGCUGAACCCAAACCGGCACUGCAGGUGGCGUACCACUACCAGCCGCCCGCCACAGUCGACGAGGCCGGGCACAAGGCCUACCACGACGGCGCCGGUGGCCGCGGCGGGUACGCCGCCUACCCGCAACACAAGGCCGACCUCCAGGCGCCGAAGCCUCCCACGUGGCAAAACAAGGUCGGCGAGGACGCCUACACGGGGCGCCUCCAAGCCCAAGAACCUGCGGCCAUGGAUUACCACCACUACCCAACCAUCAACACCACUACGACUCUAGGCAGGUACUAG